AUGGUAGUAACGGCUCCAGCAGCGGUCGCACAGGAUGGAUGGCCGGAUUGUGCAGGCGGCAAUGCGGUGGUCAGCGCGGUGGAUGACGAGCAAUACAACGUCUGCGUACAAGGCGUGACCGAGGCCGUUGGCGCGGUCGAAUCGGCGGCUACGGAGGAGGCAGGCGGCCCUAGCCCAGUCCGAGGUGGUCUACUAGCAGAAAAAGCAAAACUCGGGUGUCUGGGCCUUGCGUUUGCAACAAAGGACAAAGGCCAGACGUCUGCACAGGUUGAGGAGGAGGAGGAGGAGGAGGAGGAGGAGGAGGAGGAGGAGGAGGAGGAGGAGGUGGUGGUGGUGGUGUUGGCGAUGGUGGAAGAUGAUGAAGAACAAGAAGUGGAAGAGUGA
Molecule: messenger RNA, 384 nt
Organism: Colletotrichum higginsianum IMI 349063
Lineage: Eukaryota; Fungi; Ascomycota; Sordariomycetes; Glomerellales; Glomerellaceae
Exons: 3
Coding region: 1-384 (127 amino acids)
Source: RefSeq, a predicted model, not a curated record